AUGGCCGAGACCAAGGUCGAUUAUAGACGCCUUGGUAAAAGUGGUCUCCGUGUCUCCGUUCCCAUUGUCGGAUGUAUGAGCAUUGGAAACCCUGAAUGGGCAAACUGGGUCAUUGGUGCCGACAAGGCCCUCCCCCUCCUGAAGGCCGCCUAUGAUCGUGGAGUCAACACUUGGGACACUGCCAACAUUUACUCCAAUGGCGACUCAGAGAGAGUGAUUGCCCAGGCCAUCAAGGAAUAUCAGAUUCCCCGCCACAAGUUGGUUCUGAUGACCAAGGCCUACAGCUGCGUUGGAGAGCAACAGUUCCACGCAUACCCCAUCAUUGAAGAUCUGAAGAAGACCAAGGAUUAUGUCAACCAGUUUGGCCUCUCCCGGAGCGCAAUCUUUAAGGCUCUCGAUGAUUCCCUCAAGCGUCUGGAGACUGACUACAUUGAUGUCUUCUGGAUCCACCGCUUCGACCCCGAUACCCCCAUUGAGGAGACUAUGCAUGCACUCCACGACCUUGUCGUUGCAGGAAAGAUCCGUUAUCUCGGAGCCUCCUCCAUGUGGACCUACGAGUUUGUCAUGAUGCAGUCAUACGCCGAAAAGAUGGGAUUGACCAAAUUCGUUGCCAUGCAGAACCGCUACAAUAUGCUCUACCGCGAGGAAGAGCGUGAGAUGAACAGAUACUGCAACCUGACCGGUGUUGCGAUUGUCCCUUGGGGUCCUCUCGCCGAAGGACAGCUUGCUCGUCCCCUGAACGUCCGCGGAACUACUGCCAGAUCUACCGGUGAGACUGUCGCCAGCUUGCGCCCUGAAUCCCAGGAAAUCAUCAACAGAGUGGAAGAGCUCGCAAAGCGCAAGGGUUGGACUAUGUCUCAAGUUACACUUGCCUGGCAGUUGAAGCGUGUGGCGAGUCCUAUCAUUGGAUUCAGCAGCGUUGCGAGAAUGGAUGAAGCUUUGUCCGCACGCGGUAAGGAGCUUACUGCUGAGGAAGAGAAGUACCUGGAGGAGCCAUACACCCCCAUGGAAAUUGAGGGCCACUUCUAA
Messenger RNA from Penicillium coprophilum, 1029 nucleotides. RefSeq names its product aldo/keto reductase. Bases 1 to 1029 code for a protein of 342 amino acids. The record is from RefSeq and is a predicted model, not a curated record. The transcript has 5 exons. NCBI's taxonomy places the organism in Eukaryota, Fungi, Ascomycota, Eurotiomycetes, Eurotiales, Aspergillaceae.